Messenger RNA from Penicillium lagena, 2379 nucleotides. It is a transcript of the gene xlnD, whose product is annotated as beta-xylosidase XylA. Gene Ontology annotation, cellular component: plant-type cell wall. Gene Ontology annotation, molecular function: xylan 1,4-beta-xylosidase activity; alpha-L-arabinofuranosidase activity. The transcript has a single exon. Gene Ontology annotation, biological process: xylan catabolic process; arabinan catabolic process. NCBI's taxonomy places the organism in Eukaryota, Fungi, Ascomycota, Eurotiomycetes, Eurotiales, Aspergillaceae. The coding region runs from base 1 to 2379 and encodes 792 amino acids. The record is from RefSeq and is a predicted model, not a curated record.
AUGCCUUCCGCUACCUCGCUGCUCGCUGCGUUGGCGGCGUUGACGCCAACCGUCCUGGCCCAGGAUAACUCGUCCUAUCGCGACUACAACACAUGGGCCAACCCCGACUUGUAUCCUCAGACUCUCGCCGGUGUUCAUUAUUCUUUCCCUAGCUGCACAAGUGGGCCACUCAGCAAUACUCUGGUGUGCGACACCUCUGCGAGUGCCCAUGACCGUGCCGCCGCCCUGGUUUCCUUGAUGACCUUGGAAGAGCUCAUCAACAGCACCGGCAAUGUCAUGCCGGCUAUUCCCCGGCUGGGUCUGCCGAAUUACAAUGUGUGGAGUGAAGCUCUCCAUGGCCUGGACAGGGCCAACUUCACUGCCGAGGGCGACUACAGCUGGGCGACCUCAUUCCCGUCACCCAUCUUGACUAUGGCCGCCCUCAACAGGACGCUGAUCAAUCAAAUUGGUGGAAUUAUCUCUACCCAAGGUCGGGCUUUCAACAACGACGGCAGAUAUGGGCUGGACGCUUACGCACCCAACAUCAAUGCCUUCCGACACCCUGUCUGGGGCCGUGGCCAGGAAACUCCCGGUGAAGACGCCUACUGCCUGUGCUCAACAUAUGCAUAUGAGUACAUCACCGGUAUGCAAGGUGGUGUGGAUCCGGAGCACCUCAAGGUGGUGGCAACUGCCAAGCACUAUGCCGGUUACGACAUUGAAAGCUGGAAUAACCAUUCGCGGCUGGGCAACGAUAUGACCAUCACGUCUCAGGACUUGUCCGAGUACUACACACCCCAGUUUUUGACCGCUUCCCGCGAUGCGCGAGUGCACAGUGUGAUGUGCUCUUACAACGCCGUCAAUGGGGUCCCCUCGUGUUCCAACUCGUUCUUCUUGCAGACACUGCUUCGCGACUCAUGGGACUUUGUCGAGGACGGCUAUGUCUCAUCCGACUGCGAUGCUGUAUACAAUGUUUUCAACCCGCAUGAAUACGCAGCCAAUCUCACUAGCGCUGCAGCCGAUUCCUUCAGAGCUGGCACUGAUAUCGACUGCGGUCAGACCUACCCAUGGUACCUCAACCAGACGUUCUUGAACGGUGAGAUCUCUCGCUCAGACAUUGAGCGCGGUGUGAUCAGGUUUUAUGCCAAUCUUGUGCGGUUGGGCUACUUCGAUGGCGAGGACAGCGAGUACCGGAACCUUGAUUGGUCCGAUGUGGUUACGAGCAACGCGUGGAACAUCUCGUACGAGGCUGCGGUGGAAGGAAUUGUGCUUCUGAAAAACGACGGCACGUUGCCACUGACCAAAAAGGCCAAGAGUGUUGCUUUGGUUGGGCCGUGGAGCAACGCUACGACCCAGAUGCAGGGCAACUACUUCGGCGCGGCACCUUACCUCACAAGCCCACUGGCCGCUCUGCAGGCCUCUGAUAUGCAUGUCAACUGGGCUUUUGGCACGGGGAUCUCGUCUGAAUCAACAACUGGGUUUGAUGCGGCCAUCAACGCAGCAAAGAAGUCUGAUGUCAUCAUCUACGCUGGCGGCAUCGACAACACCAUCGAAGCAGAGGCCAUGGACCGUGAGACUAUUACCUGGCCAGGCAACCAACUGCAGCUCAUCCACAAGCUGAGCGAACUCGGAAAGCCGCUGAUCGUUCUCCAGAUGGGCGGUGGACAGGUUGACGGAUCAUCGCUGAAGGCCAACAAGAAUGUUAACGCUUUGGUCUGGGGUGGUUAUCCCGGCCAGGCUGGUGGACAGGCGCUACUGGACAUUAUCACCGGAAAGCGAGCCCCGGCUGGCCGUCUGACGGCGACGCAGUAUCCGGCUGAGUACGCGUUGCAGUUCCCUGCAAUUGACAUGAACCUGCGACCCAGCGGCGACAACCCGGGCCAGACGUACAAAUGGUACACGGGCAAACCAGUUUACGAGUUUGGACACGGCUUGUUCUACACCACUUUCAAGACCGCACUGUCCAGGAUGGAGCCAAAGGGCACGUCGUUCAACAUUGACAAGCUCCUGUCCCGCCCACAUUCCGGCUACAACGUCGUAGAACAGCUGCCAUUCCUCAACUUCACCGUCAGCGUCACCAACACCGGCCAUGUGUCCUCUGACUACACAGCCAUGUUGUUCACCAGCACAAAGGCAGGGCCGAAGCCGCUGCCAAUUAAAUGGCUCAUUGGAUUCGACCGUAUUGGCUCUCUGAAGCCCCAUGAGUCGCAGACCAUGACUAUUCCCGUCUCGCUGGACAACGUCGCUCGUACGGACGAACUGGGCAACCGUGUCGUUUAUCCUGGACAGUAUGAGUUGGCUCUGAACACUGACCGCUCCGUCGUGCUCACAUUUACGUUGACUGGAGAGGAGGCGACUAUUUCCAAAUGGCCGCUGGAGGAGCAGCAGAUUCCUUCUGCGUAA